Molecule: messenger RNA, 5363 nt
Organism: Morone saxatilis (striped sea-bass)
Lineage: Eukaryota; Metazoa; Chordata; Actinopteri; Moronidae
Gene: n4bp2
Product: NEDD4 binding protein 2
Molecular function (GO): ubiquitin binding
Source: RefSeq, a predicted model, not a curated record
UCGUUACUUCCACCACUCGGGGCGCUGUUUGCUAUCGUAACCUUCAGUCGCUGCACUUGGGUUACUCUACAGACACUACAGUAGCAUGUCUUCAGAUCCGGACCAAACCUCUGGUAGCCCUUUAGCUACUUAACUUAGCUCCGUGUGGCCGCUAAUGAGAGCAGCCGGCGGGCCUCGGAAUGCCUCGCAGAAAGAAACCCGGCCAGAGCCCGGCCCGAGUCCCCGGCGGGCCGCCAGAGGGGGGGAGCAGACUACCUCAGGGAUUUGACGGUGCAAUGGCGAACAACUUUCCAUCCAGCACCUCGCUCUCUGCCUCCGGCAAGGAGAAUAUCGUCAAAAGCAUGCAGGAGAUGUUCUCACACCUGGACCCCGACGUUAUUUACAUCGUGCUGUCCGAGUGUGAUUUUAAAGUUGAAAAUGCAAUGGACUCUCUCUUGGAGCUGUCUGUGGCUGCGGAAGUUGCAGGCCCUAUGCCUCCUCCUGUCUCUGGCUUUGAGCGCACUGCUGCAGCCCUGCUCAGCCCACAGCACUUUUCUGAACCUAGACCAGAACCAGACUCCUCCAGACCACCACAGCUGUCCUCCUCUCCUCCCUCUGCCAACCUCCUGACAGAAGAGCUGGACCUGCUUGUCGAUCAGGAGCUUCAGACACUAACCACACAGCGAGACGUUAAGGAAAAGUACCAAAGCAGCCAGUAUUUAUCCUCUUUCCCUCCACCACCAAAGCAGAUCCUCCCUGAGCUGCUUCAGUCUAGCCUGCAGCCUGGAUCCAGAGGGCCCUCUACUGGCCUGGUGGAGAAUAUUUCUGAAGCUUCGUCUCCGCUUGACCAGCUCAGCACUUGGGAAGACGAGAUUGCUGUGGAGCAGGAGCGGUCGACGGUGGAUUUCACACAUCUAAUGGCAGAGACACCUGCGGACAAGCCGAAACCUUCUUUGGACCUGGCAGCUUCAGGACGUCCCUCGGCUUUCCAGGUGUAUAAAAAGCAAGACCCACCGCACACUCUUGCAGACAAGGCUGGGGUCAUGCCCUCCAAAGCGAUAGUCGGAGGAGCGAGAUCUAAAAUGAACAUGUCGAAUCAGGAGCCACUUGGCUACAUGGCGUCACCCUGGAACUUGGCGGCACCUGUGUUUUCUCCCCGCGCCCAUGGAAACCAGGGGCCAACAUUCAUUACCCCUGUGGCUCAAACGCCUUCCAACUGGCUCAGCCAACCCAGACAGGCCUCUCCCUGGCUGAGUCAAGGGCCUGUCAGACAGGCACCUCUUAAACCUUCUGCUACUAUUCCUAAGUCCUGGGCACUGCCUGGUCCUCAACAACAUCCUACUCAUUACGGCAGGCUUCGUCUAGAAGGGAAGGUCCUUGUGCUGCUACGUGGAGCUCCGGGAUCUGGCAAGUCAACCUUGGCAAGAGCUUUGGUCGAGCACAACCCAGGUGGAGUUAGACUGUCCACUGACGACUAUUUCACUCGCCAUGGAGAAUAUCAGUUUGACCCCGCUGCUCUGGGGGAAGCCCAUGAGUGGAACCAAAAACGAGCCAUAGAGGCCUUUGAAAGGGGUGCUAACCCCAUCAUUAUUGACAACACCAACAUGCAGGGCUGGGAGAUGAGACCCUAUGUGGUUCAGGCACUGAAACAUGGAUACAAGGUGCUGUUCCGAGAGCCGGACACUUGGUGGAAGACCAAGCCCAGAGAACUACAGAGACGUACUACACAUGACGUGCCAGUGGAAACAAUUCGACGCAUGCUUAAUGGAUAUGAGCGCUUCGUCACAGUCCAGUCGAUCAUGGGUUCACAGAUGCCCGAGUUGAAACAGCGCCUACUUCUGGAGAACAGAAGCUCACAGCUGGUAUCUUCUGAAACACCUUGUCCUGACCUUGUUGGGCAACCUGGAUUGACUGAGGGACGUAAAAAAUCCUGCCCUCAGCUGUUUUCCUCCCUUCCUGACGUGUCAUCUAUUGGUCAUUCUGGUGAGGUAGGAGUUCUGGAAGACGGCACCCACAAAUCUACGGAGUCCCUCAAUUUCCAGCCUACUGGAGGACUCACAGAGAGCCCUGAAAUGUCUGACGGGGUUGAUUCAAUGGAUUUGGGGCAAUUAGAUUCUGAGCUGGACGCCGCGUUGGAGCUAAAUCAUCCAACAGGGGAUCAGAGAAUCCCCGACUGUAUUGUGGAAUCGGUGAUGAAUGAGGAUUAUCGUGGGGAUGAAAUGCCCGUCGCUUUCUUUGAGUCUAUUGGACAAAGAGUGAGGAGAGAAAGACCAAGCAGGAGGUCUGGUUUUGACAGGGCAGAGCCUGCAGAUCUGGUGAAAGAUACUAAACAAUCAGACAGCGAUGCCAAGGAGAAAGAAAAGAUGAAGGAAGAGGAGGAAAAAGGGGUGGAGAUUGCGAGGGAUGGGGGAGAGAAGGGAAUGCUUAAGAUGUUAGAUUUUGUAGGAGACUGGCCUUCUGAAGGGACUCUCGAGCAGCGCCAGGUGAGGAGAAGAGAAAGGCAUAAAGAAGGAAAUGGCGAAGAAGAUAAAGGCGUGUCCCAAGAAGCUAACGAAAAUAAAACUAAAGUGCAGUCGGGACCCAAUGUAACAGAGUUUCAGAAGCUUCUUGAUCUUAUCCAGACAGGUCAAACUGCCACUCUGACCAGCUCUUCCCAUUCAUCCUCCUUUUCCCCGAGCUCCGGAGAGGAAUUGGAGAAAGGAGAAGAUGCAGGUGGCAGGUUUGAGGAAUCCCAUAGCAGUAGAUCUGACAGUGAGGAGAGAGAACAAAACAUGAACAGGGUCAACAGCAGCAGAGGUGAAUUACCUGACUGUGUGUUAGACGGGAAGGCAGCUAACUCGUGUAAGGCCAGGGAAUCGAGAAUUGAUCAGUGGGAGGCCCUUAAAACUGAAAAUGAGGCGAGAAGUACCACAAGAGGGAAUGAUGACGUGUUAGAGAUUGCCAGAGAAAAGAGGACUGUGGAUUUGAAAUCAACUAGCCCAACAAAUCCCCUCCCAGCUCCUACUGCUGAUUCACUAGUUGUAUCCAAUACCGUGGAGGCAAAUGUAUGCCAUGAUGGACUGGGAGGCCACAGUAUGGAUGAUAAGGUUGGUACAGAGCCUGGUACUGGUCCUACUGAUGUGGACAUAAAUAACUGCAGAGAGACUAGAGUUGAGGCUGAUGACAGUCAAACUAGUGAAGUGUGUCAGAGUCCUGUCUGUGAGGGCUCUGUGGAAGCAGAAAGUGGAGCUUUCAGUGGAGGCAGUCAGGAGAGAAAGCAGCGCCAGGGUCGUAGAUCGGGGAAACAGUGCAAACUAGCCCUCACGUUUACUCAAAACUGCCCCGCCACUUCAGUGAAUACUCUUGAAUGUCCCGAUACCACUGCCCAAAUUAUAAACAGUAGUCAGAAUAGCAUCAACACAGAUGUUGAACCUAAUUUUAAUCCUAACUGUAACACUAGCCUUAGCCUUGCACCCAGCAUUGACCUGUUCACCGAUUCCAAAACUGAGCCACCCCUGAAGCCUCCUUCCCCACUUCCUCUGGUAGACACAGGCUGUCACACCCAGACAGAACCCCAAGACUUUGCCCUUCUUUGGCGUCUCAAUCAUCAAGACAGCCCCGAUGAAGCAGUUAUCAAUGCAUGCUGCCACCCUAGUGACAUCGCAGUCCUGUCUGGAGACUCCUCUCGCUUUGUGCCGGAGCUGUCCACUGUCGUUUCUGCAGCGGUUGCAGUUCACCCAUCUGGCCACAGAGAGGUACCCUACCGCGUGGUGCAUGAGAAAGGCACACAGGUGGAGGAGAAAGACUUUGGGGCAACUCAAGACCGCCUUAAGAGCUUGCGCAUUCUCAGCUGCCAUUUUAAACUGGUUAGUUUUGAUACAUUAGAAGAUCUGUAUGACAAAUGCCAUCAGGACUUAGAAUGGACCACAAACCUGCUGCUAGACUCUGGAGAGAGGUUCUUCAGAGAUGAGGAUGGUGAGAAAGAAGAGGAGGGUGAAGAAGACCAGGACACAUCCAGUCUGUGUGGAGCUUUAAGCAAAGCUGUAGAAACCAGUUCAGGUCCUAAUGCGUUAGAUGAGCAUCACCCUGAUGAUUGGCCUAGAUUAGAGGAGGUGACUCAACAGUCAACCUUUGGGACCGUUGUUGAGUCAGAUGAGAGCUCCAAUAAUGCCGAUAAGUUUGGAGGUGCAGCUGUUUCAGUUAGAAACAAUCCUGAUACAACCUCACACUUGGAAAAAUCUCUUCAAACAGAACGUAUUCUUCCUCAAGCAGUAAACGAAGGAGAGAGAUGUAGUGACACUGACCACCAAGUGACAUCAGAAGCUGACGUAGAAGGCGGCGCUUGGGGUGGAAGCUUUGAUGACGGAGUAAUAAUUGAAGAGUCAAGAGUUGAGAUAGAGAAGGAGAUUGCGAGCAUGGACGAGGUCCACCGGCUACUGCAGGCUGAGCUAGAUGAGAUGGAGAGAGAGGAAAGACAGAAGGAGGACGAGAGGACUGAAAGGAGGCACAUGGAGGAGAGAAGGAGUCAACACCUGAACAUUCAGAGUGUGGAGCUGAAACUACCCACUGAGGUGGCACUACAGCUCACUGAGCUGUUUGGUCCUGUCGGAGUAGACUCAGGUACAUGCUCCACUGAGGACUAUGCAGUGCAGAUGGACCUGAACUUGGCUAAACUGCUCCACCAGAAGUGGAAGGAAACCAUUCAGGAGAAGCAGAGACAAGCAACUCUUUCCUUUUACUUGCUUCAGGAAAGUUCAGUCCACUGGGGUGAGUCACAGUUGGCCAAACCUGGGUCUCGAGACCGGACACAGCCAGCACCGUUCCUAAUUAGUGCAGAUGGUUACGAGUCACUGGACAGCCAACCAGAGGCCCGUAGUCAGAUGCCAUUCAUGGACCAUUGGAAUGUGUCCCUCCCACAUGUCUCUCUCAGAGACAUUAUAAAAGAGGAGCAGGCUAUGCAGGAGAAUGUGGAAAAGACCAGACAAAGUCGUGCGGACCUCGACCGACGUGACGGAGCUGCCCUGCUGAAAGAGAACCAGCUAUACUCCCUCUUCCCUACCAUUGACAGGCAUUUCCUCCAGGACAUCUUCAGAGACAACAAUUACAGCCUGAGCCAGACAGAGCUGUUCCUUCGCUCUCUACUGGAUGAGGAGCCGGUCAAGACAGUGGUCGCUCCAGAGGCACCUCGGUCCGACCACCACAGAGCAGCCAGCAAAGAGAGGGAAAAGAGGCAGAAUCCCCUGGAGUUGCUUGUACCUGACUAUCAGGAUACGGAGGAUCCAGAGUAUGAGGACUUCAGGGCUGAGGCCAGCCUACAGAGGAGCCGACAGCUCGAGAGUUUCUCCAAGGCUGCUGAGGCCUUCAAGCAAGGACGGAAAGAAGUGGCUUCAUUUUACGCACAGCAG